AUGGAUCAUCAUUUUACACAAUUAAAAACACUUUCUGACAAAUUGCAGAGCGAAUACACAACAUUAAAUGAUGUAGUUAUCAAAACAACUUUCAUUGACAACAAGUCACACUCAUUAUCUCAAAGACUUACUGAUGCAGAAGGAUUUUAUGAUAAAAUUGAAGAAACUUAUUUAAAAAGAAAAGUUGUAAUUCAGUCAUUUGCCGACGUUUUAAAAGAACUUGAUGUAAUAACAAACCAAAUGAAAAAUGAUUUUAAUGAAGUUUCAAAGCAAAAUGAAUUUAAAAUAGCGCAGGAUGUUAUUAAUAUACAAAUUUCAAUAAUUGAAGAACAAUACAAAAUAAAAACUAAACCGCUUGAAGAACAACUCGAACUUCUCAAUUCUGAAAAAAUGCUUAAAAUCGAGCAAAUCAAAAAUUGUGAGAUGUAUAGAAAGUACGCAGAAAACGCAGAUAUACCCUUUUUAAUAUCUCUUGAAGAACAAGAUCGCUUAGAAAAUCUUUUGAAUAAGAAGAUAUCAAGUGUUGUGUUUAAUAGUGACGUAGAUGACUGGUCAAAUGACACCUCCGUGUUUGACUCUAAAAUUAUCAACAAAAGUAAUUUGUGUUUUUUAAUUGAAGAUACAAAGAACAACAAGUUUGGUGGCGUGUUUUUUGAUAAAAUCGAUGAAACGAAUAAAUUUAAAAUCGAUGACAAAACGUUCGUCUUUUCGUUGAAGAGAAAUGGAAUUUUUAAUACAAAAAUAUUCAACGUGAAACAAAAAUGCGACGCGUUUAAUUUGUACACACAAAAAGAACGUUAUAAUAGACUGUUUGCAUUUGGGUGUAAUUAUAUCAAUGACUAUGACAUCGGUGUUUAUAAAAAGGGAGUAGAUAAAAAUCAUUGUCACUCAUACAAAUUUGCAACGAGUGAAGGUGAUUUAAUCGAUGGCGACAAGUUUACGCCAAAAAGAAUAUAUCCAUACAUUUUUUAUAUUAUAAUUACAGAUUGUCUAUUUAACAUUAGCCGGCAACUAAACAUUAGCCCCUUAAAACUAUUAUUUCGGUAG
Entamoeba invadens IP1 is the source of this 1047-nucleotide messenger RNA. RefSeq lists its product as hypothetical. The record is from RefSeq and is a predicted model, not a curated record. Lineage: Eukaryota; Evosea; Mastigamoebida; Endamoebidae. The transcript has 2 exons. Bases 1 to 1047 code for a protein of 348 amino acids.